AUGGGAGAACCCUUCGGCCGCUGGAGCAACCCCCCAUCCCGCAACGAAUACGAUGACAGCUCUGCGCUCCGACGGUCCAACAGCUUUGCCCGCCCCAGUGGGAAAAGCAUCUACAACCAGCGCAAGGACUACGGCCAGACCCUGCUCAAUCCCCAGAGCCAUUUCCAGCACCACGUCGAGCACCUGCUCACGGUGCGCCUGGAGAGGGACAUCCGUAGCACCGAUGACUGCCUGGCGCACCUGAAGGUGCUGGAGGCCCAGGGACGGGUCUGGGGGCAGGAUCUCAUCCUGCAAGUCAAGGACCAGGAAUUGGUGCUGAGGGAUGUGGAGAGCAAGGAGGAGCUGGAGUCUUACCCCCUGGGCAGCGUUCAGGGGUGCUCGGCCGCACUGGACGUCUGCGGCUACAACUCGGUGUUGGCCAUCAGCGUGCAGGAGCGGAGCCCCCCGGGGAGCAGCGUCCUGCUCUUCCAGUGCGACCAUCUGGGGGCAGAGACGCUGAAGAGCAGCCUGGAGAAGCUGGUGAAGCAGUGGAAGGAGGAGCAGAGGAGUCAGCACGGGCAUAGGAGCAACCUGGACAUGCCGCCGAGCCUGGUCCCCCCGUACGCGCAGGGUCCCUCCGCGGCCCCGGAGCGGUGGGCAGAGACCCCCGAGCCCGACUUCCCCGGGCCCCCCCGGCAUGGGCUGCCCUCCUCGCACUACAGCUUGCCGGACACCCAGCAGAUGCCAUGGACCAACCCCCCGGGCCAAGUCAUGUCCAACGUGGACCGAGAUGUUGAGGUCCUCAACCACGUGCUGAGCGACCUGGACCUCUUCGUGGUCCGGCUGAAGACAGCCCUGGGCUUGGUCAACACCGCCAACCUGAAGAAGAGGAAGAAGAAGAACAAAGGUCUGCCCACCCAGGGUGACUACACGGACUUCUUCCAGAAGGUGAAAUACGCCCUCAACCUCAUGGGAAAGACCCACUGGCACGUGCGGGAGCCGGAUCCCUCCGAGCUGCUGCAUCUCAUCUUCACGGCCCUCUCCUUCGUGAGUGCCCCCAAAAUCAGGUCCCAAUCCCCCACCCAGGGAUAUGGGGGGUGCUGCUCCAUCACCGCCCACCCGGAGCAGGUCCUGGACCACUGCCCCAACCCCAGCCUGGCCCGGGCGGUGGAGGCACCGCUGCUGGUGCCGGAGGCGGUGGAGCUGCUGGAGAAGACCCUACACCAGGGUGACUACAGCACCUGGAAGAGCCUCGGCAUCGCCUGGAACAAGACCAGGGCAGAGUACCCCAACGGUGAGCUGGUGCCCCGCUACAUCCCCGUCUUCUCGGACGGGUGGCUGCCCCCUCCGAUGGAGCAGUCGCCGGCCACCGGCUGGAGGGACAACCCCGGCCAAGCGGCCCCCUUCCCUGCCCAGGAGCUGGUGCGAGCCCUGUACGAGUUCCAGGGCAGGAACCCCCAGGAGCUGAGCGUCAGGAUGGGGGACAUACUGCAGGUCCUGGACCAGCGGAAGAAGUGGUGGCUGGUGCAGGACGGCCGGGGGGAGAAGGGCUACGUCCCCAGCAACGUCCUGGAGCCCCUGGGGCAGGGGUAUGGCAGGGGGUGGCACAGCCCCAGCCAGGACAGCCCCCCCAACCUGCACCCCGACUCCUCACCGGCGGAGGUGACAGCCUGGCUGAAGGACAAGGGCUUCUCGCGGAUCACGGUGCGGUGCCUGGGGGUGCUGACGGGGCACCAGCUUCUGCAGAUGAACCCGGCGGAGCUGCGGGCCGUCUGCCCCGAGGAGUGGCGACGAGUCCUCUUCAAGCUCUCCUCCGUCAGGACAUCCCUGGGGGUGAGGGACCCCCAGCCUCGCAUGGGCCCCAGGGAUUGA
This is a messenger RNA of Gavia stellata (red-throated loon), 1851 nucleotides long. RefSeq names its product EPS8 like 3 (gene EPS8L3). Gene Ontology annotation, biological process: Rho protein signal transduction; positive regulation of ruffle assembly; regulation of Rho protein signal transduction. Gene Ontology annotation, molecular function: actin binding. Bases 1 to 1851 code for a protein of 616 amino acids. The transcript has 19 exons. Gene Ontology annotation, cellular component: vesicle; plasma membrane; ruffle membrane. Lineage: Eukaryota; Metazoa; Chordata; Aves; Gaviiformes; Gaviidae. The record is from RefSeq and is a predicted model, not a curated record.